AUGGAAUACGAAAUCAAAGAUUGCGAGUUUCGGCUCUUUGGCAGGCUCUUCCUUCCAUAUCCAGAGGAGUACCUGACAAAAGAGGAAACAAAAAAUCUGCAGCAACUGUUACCAUACCUUCAGAGGUUUGAGAGAGCAUCGCCUUCUGAAUACACCGGACCCGGGGCAGUCGAUGACGACGACGUACGCAAGAACUUUGUAGUUUUCAAAGGACUUGAAGUUAAAUCAUGGUUACCAACCCUGAAAGCCGAGCAGGAAAUCGUCGCUCCGUCAGGGUCCAUCAAAGCCAAGAUUGGCAUCCACCUUCAUCACCCAAGCUUCGUAACGGACUACGGCGUCGAUGGAGAAGUCUGCGAUUCGUCAAACAGCUGCAUGCAAUUGGUUAUCGGCAAAGGGUUCAACCAAAAGAACGCUUUCUGGUUCGAUCAUUUUUCAAGACGUGAGCCAAAGUCUCAUGCUAUGAAAUCCUACAACGCUGGCACCAUAGCUUGCCACGAGGACUGGUGCCGAUUUUUGCGAGAACAUAUGCACGCCAAACUUGAGAUAGUCUGGGGCACAGCCAACUACAAGCGCUUAACUCAAAGCCUCGACCUUUCGGCUCUUCCACUCUGGGGUCCAUUCAAAGGUAUCGAGGUUUACUUGGAUUGGAUGGAGAAAGAUGCAGACCUUGAUUUGCACAACCGUCCCGAUUACGAAGGAAAGAUCAAAAUGAUUCGUCGCUUGAUCUUAUUCGUAUACCACCCGGAGUUCUUCUUGCACAACUACGACCCAAACCUCGCUUGGCUUCAAGACCAAAAAAUUAAUGCAGCUGCUGUGCUGGCCGGUGUAGAGGUCGAUACAUGUUACUUUGUUAACAGAACGAAGCGAUUGAAGAGACAGCAAGAUGCUCAAGACAAACUUGAAAUAUCUGAUGGAACCUCAGAGAAACCGCUCGGCCGUGUUCCACUCAAAGGCCGCAUGAGAACGCAGCUGCUAGAGCUAGCGGAGAGACUGUUCAAUACUACGUGGUCCAAGGAGGAUGAAAUAUACAUCUUCGCAGAUCUACCAGAGCCUAUGAAGCACUGGUUACAAAGCGGACAGGCUGGUUUCUCUGGCGAUCCAAUUACAAAUGCGGAUAGUCUGGCACAUGCAUACCAGGAAGCAUUCCAUCCUGAUCAAGUCCGCAACGAUGUGCAAUAUGGCUUGAAGCGUAUGGUUUUUAGCUUAUUCUGCCGGCAUCAAUCGUCUUCCCAGAGAAAUAUGGUGUUCCACACGAUCGCUAAGUUUGUGGAAGUUCGUACAAAUGUGGUGGUUCCCCUCAAGUGCUCUGGUUGCUCGAGAGUACUUCAUUCGGAUAGGGUAGCGCGCUUCUGCCAAGCCAGACCCGAGAUCUAUGUCGCCCGCGAAACUAGAGCUUGUCGGUCUUUGACAUGUGGAACUUCUCGGCGAUUCGCAAUUCCUCGGGACGAGGGCGUUCCCUGGAUUCGACCAGACAAGAAAUUACUCUCCCGCAUUUCAAACGAAAACUCACUGUCUUCGCCCAAGCUUGAGCCCCAGGGGCCAUCAACAGAUACAGGCCUGACAGUCAAGGUUCAAGACGUUAGCAAAGCCAGUACUGUGAUUUCCACAACAGAGCAUCUUGAACUGCCACCAAACCUACAUCCUUUGAAGCGUGCAACACCUUCUUCUUUGAAAGAAAAUGUGCCAAUUGUGGGAGACGAUGGAUACCCGAUGAAGAACCCCGCUUCUGGUCAGUGGAUACACGCCUCUACAUUGCCCGACAAUCAAUGUGUAACUCAGACAAGUGCAAUGGGCGAACGCGUUGGAUGA
Penicillium riverlandense is the source of this 1809-nucleotide messenger RNA. RefSeq lists its product as uncharacterized. Bases 1 to 1809 code for a protein of 602 amino acids. The record is from RefSeq and is a predicted model, not a curated record. The transcript has 3 exons. NCBI's taxonomy places the organism in Eukaryota, Fungi, Ascomycota, Eurotiomycetes, Eurotiales, Aspergillaceae.